This is a messenger RNA of Ornithodoros turicata, 5054 nucleotides long. RefSeq names its product rifampicin phosphotransferase-like. The coding region runs from base 1 to 4119 and encodes 1372 amino acids. Gene Ontology annotation, biological process: phosphorylation. Lineage: Eukaryota; Metazoa; Arthropoda; Arachnida; Ixodida; Argasidae. The transcript has 41 exons. Gene Ontology annotation, molecular function: kinase activity; ATP binding. The record is from RefSeq and is a predicted model, not a curated record.
AUGUUCAGUUGUACGAUGUCCACAUCCGCGGCUCGCCGUCCAAAAGUGCACGGGACGCUAUUCAGAAAGAAGCGCGACAUGGUGAGGAAUGCAGCUCCCAAUUCAGUGAAUGGCUGUAUAACAAUGUCGGCGCUCUGGGUCGCGCUCUGGACUGUGGCAGUUCAACUGAAAGAUGCUUUGAACCUCAUUUUUGAUCAAGGUUUCUGUUACUUCUUCAAGUACCUGUUGGCAUCAUUUCGACUGGCCUACAAACAUUCCACAAGGAGCAAAGUCUUUGAAUUAUGCGACGUCAGCAAAGCCGUGGAACCUUCUCACAUGAACAUCGUAUCCACACAGCGUGAGUGGGAAAAAGAAUGCCCUUCGCCAUCGGAUGCCCUGGUCAAGAACGAGGACAGCUUCUUCUUGUACGGAGUCAACUCCACGGGCCACAAGCUACUUCUCUAUUUCUCCCGGCUGAAAAACUCCAUAGCUGAGCUGUGGAUGUGUCUGUAUGCUGCUGACGGCACCAGGUACGUCCUUCCCUGCGGUUUCACGUUGGACCGCAGCGACCAGAACAGCUUUGCUGGAAAGGGACUCAAGAUUCAGUGCCUAGCUCCUGCCAGACGUUGGAGAAUCGCGUUCAACGGACUUCUCAGGAAGAGCACGACCGAAGACAACGAUCUCGAUGGACCCGAAGUGCACGUUAAGUUUGGCUUUAUUUGGACUCCUGUGUCCCACACGCUUGAGUACCCAGUGGAAAUUAGUCCCGUCUUGAUGGCCGAGGAGUUCGCUAAGCUCCCGCUCGUCAAGAUGCUGUGGCAGAUCGAACAGUUUGGUACAGACAUCGACGCCUAUGACCAAGCUGGCAUGAUGACAGGCGAGGUGUUUAUUGACGGCAAGAGGACCGAGAUUCAACUCUGGGGUUCCAGAGUUCGCUCGAAAGGUGUUUUAUCAUACGCCCCUGGUAGCGAAGAUCAUCACUUCGGCUUCUUGGAGGAUGGAAAAAUUUAUCACUUGGUUCACACGCACGACUACGCAGGUUCGGAAGGCCUGUUCUACGGAAGUAUGUAUCUGCCGAAUCAACGGAUGCUUCCAAUAGACUACUGCCUUGUACGAACCAAAGAACUCAAGUACGGAAAGCCACUCAGGCUUUAUAUCAGUGCAGGCUCUGAAGACAAUCCUAUCCAUGUCAGUCACAUUGACAAAACCUUAACGUUCACAACCGAAGACAGUUCGAAAGAGUUCCAAGUCGUGGCUAAUCGUCUGGUGUCGGGUGAUAUCAAUGGCAAUGGAAUCACCGUUCGCAUAGAAAAGAAGGGACCGACGACGUAUCGAAUUCCAGAGCACUACAGGCAGCUCGUUACGUCGACGCCACAAAGCGAUGUCAGCGUGGAGCACCCACUUGGAAUAGGCAUCGAGCAACAGAUCUGCAGGAGACCUGAACUGACGGGCGGCAAAGGUUCCUCGUUGGCUUUGCUGCAUUCUAUCAGCGAACGGAAAAGAAUGUUCACCGUGCCACGAGCCUUCGUGAUCACUACCAGGGCGUACAGUGUAUUUUCAUCGAGCGCACAGUUCCAGCAGCUCGUGAAAGAGGUCACAGUGUCGCAAACAUCGGGAGGCAGUCUGUCUCAACUCAAAGACACUUGCAAGAGAGUUGUUCAGUCUAUGGCGAAGCUUCCACUACAAGAAGUGAUCAAAGAUGAAGUCGUGGAAUGUCUGCAGAAGUUUGGAAGCGAUUACGAAAAGCGCACUUUUGCAGUUCGCUCGUCUGCAGUCGGAGAGGACUCCGAAGAGACGUCUGCAGCUGGACAAAUGCAGACAUUUCUAGGCGUCCGGGGAACUUCGAAGAUUUUCGAGAGCAUUGUCAGGUGCUGGGCAUCUCAGUUCAAUUUUGCAGCGGUGAACUACAAAAGGCAGUACGGCCAGCUAGUGAAUUCCCCGAUGGCUGUAGUCAUACAAGAGAUGGUACCAGCAAGUGUAGCAGGUGUUAUGUUCACCUGCGACCCCGUCACUGGCGAUCCGUCAUAUAUUGCAGUAACGGCGAACUACGGACUCGGAGAGUCGGUUGUCUCCGCGUCUGCUGAACCAGAUACAUUCUUGCUCAAGAGGACGGAUGGUAUGAGGCCAGUGCUGCACUCGGUGCAACUCGGACAAAAGAGCGUGUACAUGACAGAGUCAGAAACGGAGGGCGUGCUGAUGCAACCCGUUUCCGAAGAGAAGACAAAGCAGAAGUGCAUGACAGACGAGCAAGUUGAACAACUGGCUUUCAUUGGAACUCAGAUUGAACGGUGUUUCUCUGCCCCUUGUGACAUCGAAUGGGCCAUUCACCAGGGCAAGUACUACCUACUGCAGUUACGGCCAGUCUCUUCAAUCCUCAAGGAAACAGACUACGAAUUGAUCCACGAAUUUGAUACGGGACUCAAGAGCGAGAAGGAACUCUUCACGAAGGCCAAUGUGUCGGAAGUCUUUCCCGGAGCUCUAACCCCACUGGGUUUCGGCAUCAUUCGGCUGUGCUUCGACACUUUGGCCAGGGAAGCAACAACCAGACUGGUGCCAUCCAUACCAAAGGAUUCAACAUUUUAUGCCCCCUUGUUCGUCCCCGUGUGCCGUCAUAGCGUCUUCGUGUGGCUUUCAGGGCUACAACGCCCUAGGGGCGAAGACAUGAUGGCGAAAGCCAUGCUAUACAGCACAAUGGGUAGAGACAUCUCGACUGACCCACUCACAAAAGAGAGCGUCAAGAGAGGUGUAGCGACUGACCCCAAGAGGAUUCCAACAACAGCUCUCCAAAUCUUAAAGAUGCUGUUCACCGUGCAAAAGCAACUUGAUGCAGUGACCCGUUUCAGUAAGAGCUACAAUUUAUCCAUGGAUGGCCUCUCUACGUCACAGCAAAUGUACAGAAGGAUUGGGUCGAACCUCAGGUUUCUUGCAAAGCCCUCGACGGCGUUGAUCGAAGCGUUUUCCGCUUCUUCUUUGUAUAAUCUCGUCAUCCUGAGGAUCCUUAUCGCCGCCAAAGGAGACAUGACACCUCAAAUACUUGUGGAUUUCUCCAAGAUGCUUCGCGGUUGCGACACGGAAAGUGCUGAUGUUCCCAACAGCAUAUUGGAACUGGGAAACCUGCUGCGAAAGUCAGAAGACCGUGACAGGUUCCUUACAAUGUCUGUGGAGGACGCCACUGCAUGGCUCAAGACUACAGACAGCAUGUGUGGAGUGAAGUUCCGGGAAUUUCUAGAAAAGCAUGGACAUAGGAACGUCAAAGAGUUCGACGUAUACACAAAGCCGUGGGGAAUGGAGCCGUCUUCACUCAUUGCGUCACUCAAGGCGGCUGCUACAGCACCAUCGACCACUGAGAACAGAACCACAGCGGAAUGGACAUUGGACAACCUGUCGUACAACCUCACAAUUUUUCAAAGGCUGCUGCUUAACUUCUUGCUGCCGCGCGCGCGAACUGCAGUGGCAGGGCGCGAGACAGCAAAAUCUGCUACGGUGAGGAUGAUCCACAAGUUCCGCGUUGCCUUCAUCCAACUGGCCAAUCAAAUGGUGCGAGAAGGGAGAAUUCCGGAACCAGACAUCCUGUUCUUCAUGACAUUCGAAGAAAUCGGGCAACUACUCGAGACGCGGUCUCCCACCAUAGCAGCCAAGGCUUCCCGCAGGUUCCGGCUCCACGCUGAGCUGAACAAGGACAGGUAUCCCAACCUAAUGGUAGGCGUUCCAAAACCGAUCGAGCGGGAGUUGAAGUACAUAGAAGGAGAAACUGAACUUAAAGGUAGUCCUAUGAGUCAAGGUAUCGCCAGGGGCUAUGCACGAGUGGUACGAGACUUUGAAGAGGCACAUCUCAUUAAGAAGGGAGACAUCCUAAUCACGACGGCAACUGACACAGGGUGGACUCCGUACUUCCCACUCCUGGGCGGAGUGGUAACAGAGAUAGGAGGACCGCUAUCUCACGGAGCUGUAGUUGCGAGAGAGUACGGCCUACCGUGUGUGGUUGGAAUCGACGAUGCCACAUCGCUAUUGAGAACCGGCGAUUAUGUCCUUCUUGACGGCAAUACGGGGAGCCUAAGGAGGGUUCAGAAACCGCAGGAUGACGAAGGCGAACUCCAUGACGUGUUCCAAGGGACCCCACGCCUGCAGGGGCAUCUGUGACACUAAACGUUGAACGGGACUCUGUGAGAACGCUUGUCCAACUGCGUCUGUAAGGCAUAUUGAGAGCAGUAGACGUGCGUAUCCCUGCUGCUCAAAGUGGCUCCUAUACCAAAGUCACACGGCAAAGUGAAUGACAUUUCCAGCUAAUGACAGUCGAAGCGAAUGUCAUUCGUUUGUACUGCGUCGAGACUAAUUAAGACAGUGGAUAAUUAAGACACCAGGGCCGAACAUAUGAAGCACUAUAGAGGUACAUAAAGUAUAUUUUUAUUUCGUUUUCUCGAAACUAGCGGAGCAACAGAUUAUUUCACAAAAGCGUGGCGUUUUGGACGACGCUCAGUUGGCUAAGUAUCACGAGCCAAGACAAGUAAGAAGCCUAUCUGUACCACACUUGGGGACAUGGCGACUGGGAACGAGAGUAGUUCUCCGAAAAACGGUGUUAAGCUGUCCUUCCGUCGUGUCAAAAGUUAUUAAAUUCAUGUUAAAAUAUUUGAUUACAACUUCUCAUUCGUUUUUGAUUUCGUCAAACGGUUUAUCGUUGUUGUUUUCGCAACCUCUCUACUGCGAGAGUACGCAGUCGGUGGGAGAGGGAAAAGCGAAGGAGUUCCCCGAAUUUAUUCGCAUGUAUUGCCAUUUGAUUUCACAGUGUGACACGGAACGAAUGUCAUUCAGUGCGAAUGUCAUUCGCUGGGAAUGACAUUCAAUUUGCCGUGUGACAAGGGGUAUUAGUCUACUGUUCUACCGAAAAAUGUAAUCAUUAAUGGUACGGGUGAUCGGCUGGUCAUGACAUCCGUUAGAAAAAGAUUAUGUCCUACAAAUAUAUUCCCGUCUCCGUGAAUUACACAUAUGAUUAUAUGGUUGACUCUAUCGAGCACCCUCGUGCUUACGGUGUCUGACGAAAAUGUUGCAAGGUAAUAAAAUUAAGUUAUAAAAGUCGA